Molecule: messenger RNA, 3468 nt
Organism: Micropterus salmoides (largemouth bass)
Lineage: Eukaryota; Metazoa; Chordata; Actinopteri; Centrarchiformes; Centrarchidae
Gene: rpusd2
Product: RNA pseudouridine synthase domain containing 2
Exons: 4
Coding region: 57-1679 (540 amino acids)
Biological process (GO): pseudouridine synthesis
Molecular function (GO): pseudouridine synthase activity; RNA binding
Source: RefSeq, a predicted model, not a curated record
CAAGUUAACGUCAUCACUGUGCGCCAUUAGAGAGAAGGACCUCUACCUUGAAUGCGAUGCACAGCAGAUCGACGAUGGAGCAGGCGGCUGUCGCCACUGCAACACCGGCGGAGGUAAACUGUCCGGUGUCGGUGGAGAAAACCACAACGAAAGAGGCGACAGAAACUGGCAAACGAAAAAGCGACGAGCCGGACGAACCCGGAACAUGUGGCCGAGGAAAGAGGCGCAGAGGAGCGGGAGGGAAGAAGCUUCGACCGGGCGAGAGAUACAUCCCCCCUCCGCAGAAGCGGAACCCCGGUGUCAGCUUCAGCCAGGAGCAUUUCGACGAGACCUCCUACUAUUUUGAAGGUGGCCUGCGCAAAGUGUGUCCGUACUACUUUGACUUCAAAACUUACUGCAAAGGUCGGUGGAUCGGGAAGAGCCUUCUGGAGGUGUUCAAGAGUGAGUUCAGAGCGGAGUCCAUAGAGUACUACCAGAGGGCUUGUAAAGAGGGUCGCAUCCGGCUGAACGAGACACCUGUGGAGGACCUGUCUGUGGUGCUCAGGAAUAACGACCACAUGAAGAACACAGUGCACCGCCAUGAGCCCCCUGUUGUCGGCAGACCCGUGGAGGUUCUGGUGGAUGAUGGUGAAGUGCUUGUGGUCGACAAGCCUGCCUCCAUCCCCGUACAUCCCUGCGGCCGUUUCCGGCACAACACAGUGAUUUUCAUCCUAGGGAAAGAGCGGGGUAUCUCUGAGCUCCACACGGUCCACAGACUGGACAGGCUCACCUCCGGAGUGCUGCUGUUUGCCAGGACGCUGGAGACCUCAAAGAAACUGGACCAGCUAGUGCGAGACAGACAGCUUGAAAAGGAGUAUGUGUGUCGAGUGGAGGGGGAGUUUCCAGAGGGUGAGGUGGUCUGCGAGGAGCCCAUCCUGGUUGUUUCCUUUAAAAUCGGCCUCUGCCGAGUUGACCCGAAGGGAAAGGAGUGCAGAACCGUCUUCCAGAGGCUUACCUUCAAUGGAAAAACCAGCGUGGUCCGCUGUUUACCCCUGACUGGCCGCACACACCAGAUCAGGGUCCACCUACAGUACCUGGGCUUCCCCAUCCUCAAUGAUCCCAUCUAUGGGUCCUCAGCCUGGGGUCCUCACAGGGGGAAGGGGGGACUGGUGGGAAAGAGUAAUGAGGAGCUGGUCCAGGCUCUGGUAGCAGAACAUCGCUCUCAGGAAAGUCUUCACUUGCUGGAUAUUGCAGAUGACGGGAUUGUUAUUGAGCAAGAGGCAGAGAAAAAUAAGACCUCUGAGAAAGUAGAAACAUUGGAUGGCACCUCUGAAGUUAACGACAGUGGAGAAAGUCAGCCAACACAGACAGAUGUGCAGGCGCCAGCGGGUUGUAGCUCAAGCGGUGAGACAGUGGAUGAGGUGAGUCAGGGCUGCACAGACCUAAACGCUAACAAUACCUCGGUCAAAUCUCAACCAGCAGAAUCAAACGGCAAUCAAACAGAAGCAACUGACACGACUCCCAAAACUCCUCCAGGGAGUAGCGACCACCUGUGCAGUGAAUGUAAGCUAGUACGACCAGAUCCUACGAAGAGGGAACUCAUCAUGUAUCUCCACGCUUUACGCUACAAAGGACCUGAUUUUGAAUAUUCCACACGUUUACCUGAUUGGGCCAAAGAGGACUGGGUCGAAGAUGAUUAGAGCUGACAAUGAUGAACACUGCUGAUGACUGCCUCAUGCACGUUUUUUUAGACAUUUUAAAAUAUGACCAGAAAAUCUGUAAGAGGUUUGUCUUUCAGGCAGUUUUGAUUUAGCUGUGAUGCAUUUCUAUUGAUAAUUCUUCAGUAACUUCUCUGAAGGUGGUUGUAAAACGCCUCAAAAGUUUUCUUUCCUCCAAAUUUGAUCAUGUAGAAAUAUGUUUUCCUUUGGCUUCAAGCUGUUUAUGCCUUAAACGCUGUUGUAUUUAUUCUCAUUGUAGUUUUAAUUUCAUUUCAUUCUCUAAGCCUGUGAUUCAUCUGGUGCUCCAACCAAGAUUUGAAAAACAAAAGGCAGUCUGCUGGAAAAUAAAUGUUUUAUUUCAGUGUGUGAAAAAUUAACAACAUUGACACCUGUAAAUAAUAGUAGUGGUGACCUUUUAAUUUCUCCUGCUCAAAGAAAAGCUUGUGAUAUUAAUUUCAAUUGUCAGGUCAUUCUGAGUGCUUUUAAAGUCAAGGCUCAUUGAAGAGUUAUCAUUAUACAGUCAAGAUGUCGAAAGCAAACACUUCAUAAAAGGGAGAAAGCCUGAAAAUAACUCUGCUCUUAUGCACAUUUGACAAAACUCCCUUCUUGUCCGGAUCAGAACCACCAUCGUACUACAUACUACACUACAUAGACCCGUCUUAUUUGACUUUAAGGACACAUCUUUUGCACAAAACACACAGUUUCAGUUUUUCAGCAUUUGAAACAACCAGUUGAAAGACAUUUGGCACAUGCUGUUCUUGUCAUGAAUACUGUUUGAUAUUUUAAUGUUAUUGAGACACAGAAAAUCAGCUGAUGUGACAUCACAGCUGUGAGAUGGUGGGGGUAGUGGAGGCUUUCUGUUCCUUAGAUGUUCUGCUGAAGUUUUUCUUAGCAGUGCUGCAGCAGCAAAGGUCUAUAUACAAAGUGGCAUUUGAUAGCACAACUGCUUAGAAGCAGAAAUUAGAGCUUCCUACUACUAAGGCAUACACUGACAUCCAGGGAUCCUGGAGUAGUAUGCACCUUAAUUCGGUUUCGUAUAAACCCACAUAUUAUGUUUAUCUGCUUUAGAAACCUUUUUUGUCUUUAAGUACAUUAAGUAAACAUUACAUUUUUUGGCACUGACACUGGAAUAAACAUCAUGACUUUUAAUUUGACAGUGACACUAAAUGCAAACAAGCCAUGACACUACAAAUUACACUUUACUAACUGUAGGUUUGUGGUUUUCUACGUUAUGGUCACAAAAGACAUACUGUACAUAUCGCUAUAAAGUGCGAAACCAACUGACUGUAAUUAAGUGACAGUUGUUUGCUACUCAAUGCAGCUCUUUCUCUGUAUAGCUCACAUUUAUCUUUUAGUAUUCAUAAGUCCAUGAAUGUUUAUGGCUCAUUAAGGUCGAUUCCAGCAUGGUGAAAGACCAGCGGCUGUUGUUUAUAACCCAGUCUGUGCAGGUGUUUAAAAAAGUUCCAGGCACAAAGUAUAUUCUGCAGCACUUGAUGAUUUACGUGUUGACAACACACUUCAGUCUCUUCAGGUGUGACAUUGGUGCAAAGUUGUGGCUGAAAACAAAGCUUCACCUUUCACUGUCUUCUGUCUGAAAAUGCUGGGUUUGAACAAGUCAUGCUCUGGCUGAAGAAACACUCGUGCUCUGACCUUAUUCAUUUGUAACAUACACUGUAACAACCUUAGCAGCAACAUUAGACAAACAUGCUGUCACGUGUUACAUCUGCAGUUGGCUUAUAUUUCCUUUGAGUAUUAAAAGUAACAGUGUAUG